Molecule: messenger RNA, 2343 nt
Organism: Trichophyton rubrum CBS 118892
Lineage: Eukaryota; Fungi; Ascomycota; Eurotiomycetes; Onygenales; Arthrodermataceae
Exons: 3
Coding region: 363-992 (209 amino acids)
Biological process (GO): L-cysteine catabolic process
Molecular function (GO): cysteine dioxygenase activity; ferrous iron binding
Source: RefSeq, a predicted model, not a curated record
AUCCGUAGAGGGCGCGCAGCAACGGGAUUGGUCGGAGGGACCCGAAACCACCAAAGUGGCGUGGAGUCAAAAGGGAAAAAAGGAUGAAACUACGACUGCGGCCACUAACAAGUCUGUUCACCCAAGGUGCGAAAGGGAUAAGAGAAGAAACCCCCGUGAAAUCAGGACAGGUUUCCCAUCCCCCCUAAGACCAUCCAAACACCCUAAAGAGACAGCUGUAUAUAUCUUGCCAUCAUUACUCCUCUAUUCUUCCAGUCGGCAGCUGCCUACCCUUUUGCCGAAAGCCAACACACACAGUCACACCACACCCCAAGUCUGCAUCACCGAGGGUGAAGAAAACUGUUGAGAUCCAUCGAGUCAUCAUGCCAUUCAUCGAAAACCAGACCGCAACGGCAGAUCCCAUCGUCCCAGUGGACGUCAAGGGGAAAGAUGCCUUCCACAAGCUAGUAGACGACCUCAGUGCCGUCCUUGGACCGUCGUCGGGCCUCGACUCUGACGACGUAGACCCCAUGGACAUCCAGAAGUUGAUGGAGGGAUACGUAUCGAACCACGAGGAGUGGCAGCGAUAUGCGUUGGCAGAUGAGUCCAGAGCCUAUACCAGAAACCUCGUAGAUGAGGGCAACGGCAAGAGUAACUUGCUCAUCUUCGUCUGGAACCCUGGAAAGUCCAGUCCAAUCCACGAUCAUGCUAACGCUCAUUGUGUAAUGAAGAUCUUGCAUGGUUCGUUAAAGGAGCACAGAUAUGACUGGCCAGAGCAGGACAAAAUCAACAACGGCGAAGCCUGCCCCCUGACAGUCACCAAGGAGACCAUCCUUCGGGAGAACGAAGUGGCAUACAUGUCCGACAAGGUAAGUUCUACCUCUCUUUCUCUGUAUAUCCGACAGCGGAUGCUGGCUUGGUUGGCUAGGCUGACAUCAAACAUCCAGCUUGGCCUGCACAAGAUCUCAAACCCGGAUCCAAAUGACUUUGCCAUCUCUCUGCACUGUAAGUAGUAUGAGGACUAUGGUCCAAACGAGACCUACCUUUUUUUUUUUUUUUUUUUUUUUUUGGCUAGUACCUCUGUCUUGCUGACAUCUGGCACCCAGUGUAUACUCCUCCAAACGCAGCUCACUUUGGCUGUUCUCUGUUUGAUGAGAAGACAGGCAAGUCCCAUCACAUCAAGCAGUGUACCUUCUUCUCCAACAGGGGCUUGAAGCUGUAGAGAAGUCUUUGAAGCACGAUUAGUAGAUGAAGAUGAGGAUGAGCUUCCAUCUCUGCCUGAGUAUCAGCGUGGUUGAAGAGCCAAAGCUAUACCCUCAACCUCGCCCGGCAGCCCAUCCCAUCCAUCAUCCCAGGGCAGCCAUCCAACCCCCUUUCGAGUGUGCUGCUGCUGCUCUGUUACCUGCAUUUCAUAUCAUGACCCAACUCUCUUCCCCCAGCGUGAUGAUUGUGCUUUUAUUGUGCUUUUUUUCCUGUGCCUGUUCCCAUCUUGGGUGAUAUUCCCCCUGUGUUUUUCAGCUUGCUGUCCCUUUUCCACAGAGCAAGACUGGUGAUAGAAAGAAAGAAAGAAGAAGAAGAAGAAGAGAAGGUGAAGAUAGAGAUGGAGGAAGUCUCUUUUUUUUCUGUGCAAGCCAUGUCUCUGGCCGUCCGUCUUUUCUUAUAUGUGACCACCCCCAAGCCUCUGCCUGCCCUCUUGCUCCUCCACAAGCCCCCUUUAGUGAGUGCGAGUGGCGGACCCGCGCAAGCACGCCAUCCCAGCUGCUCCUGAUAGGCCUGUUUCAACGACACUAGACCUGCUUAGGCAAUCCAGUGCCGUUUUUAGCGACGGGCCUCCCCUUGUUUCCCUUGCCGCUUUUUCCUUUGCUGACUCAUCAUGUAUAUACCUCGUUCUCUUUUCUCUCUCUCUCUUCACCCUCUGCAUGUCUAAUAUUCCUAUUGUUAUUGCUAUUGCUAUUGCUGUCUAGCUAGUUAUAUGCAUAUAUAUAUCUCCUCUCAACUUCUCUCAACUUCUCUCGCUUCUUCGGCUUCUCUGUCUUUACCUUCUGUGUGUAGUGUAUACUUGAAGUCGACCUGUUUUGUCAGCUACGACUCUGUAAGCAUGACUUUUGGCUGAAGGAUUCGGCGUCUAACCUCCCGGCCGAUAAACAAAGAAAGUAACAUGGACGCUCUUGACUACUUACUUAGUACCUCGAAGGCAGCAAGACCGCAAGACCGCAAGAGCAGGCCUCGCUGAUAGCCCGGUGCAGAUAUACCCCGAUGAAACAGCGUCCUCGCAGCCAUGGAGACAAGUGUUUGUCGUUCCCGCUACUUUAAGAUGCAUAACAUUAUACCCCAGAGACACGCACUUCUCCUGCUGCUUAUACC